CGACGCCACAGGGGACGCCUGGCUUCCAGGGGGAGGCUAGACGUGGGGAAGCCUAGGUCCUCACGGAGUGGACGGAGGGAGGCUGACGCUGGGGGGAGGGGAGCCGGGAUCGCCCAGGAGAGUGGCUGGGCUUGCCCAAGACCCCGGGGGAGCGUGGCUAGAGAGGGGACGCCUGAGUCCCCAAGAGGCGGAAGAUAGCAGCCGUGGCCGCCAGAGACCUGGGCCGGGCCCAGGACUUCGCCCGAAGGCACGAAAUCCCCAAGUCCUAUGGCUCCUAUGAAGAACUGAUGAAGGACCCUGACGUGGGCUCUAGCCCGCUCGCAGACGUGGUGUACGUAGCCCCUCAGCACCCGCAGCACCUGGGCGCUGUCCUGCAAUGCCUGGCGGCGGGCAAGCCGGUCCUGUGUGAGAAGCCUCUCGGGGUCACGACCGCCGAGGUCCGCGAGAUGGUGGCGGCCGCGCGGGCCCGCGGCCUCUUCCUGAUGGAGGCCAUCUGGACGCGGUUCUUCCCUGCCGCCGAGGAGCUGCGGGCUCUGCUGUCCCAGGGCAUCCUUGGGGAGGUGCGUCUGGUCCGCGUGGACUUCGGCAUUGAACUUGAACAGUUUCUGGAUCGCUCCACCGACUGGGCCCAGGCGGGGGGCGGGCUGCUGGACCUGGGCAUCUACUGCAUCCAGUACAUCUCCAUGGUGGCCGGGGGCCGGCGGCCUGAAAAAAUCCACGCCGUGGGGCUGCUCCAUGCCAAGGGGGUGGACGACACAGUGACCACUGUCCUGCAGUACCCUGGUGGGCUCCAGGCCUCCUUCAGCUGUAGCAUCACUACUAAGCUGUCCAACUCAUUCACGGUGUUUGGAAGCAAGGGCGAGGCAGAGAUCCCUCCCUUCAUGCAUUGCCCCACGGAGCUGGUGGUGAAUGGGAAGAGCACCCAGUUCCCAUUGCCCAAGGUGGCAGACACUGAGAAGUUCAAUUUCAGCAAUUCCAUUGGCAUGGUCUACGAAGCCCAGCAUGUGCGGCAGUGUCUGCUGCAGGGCCUGAAGGAGAGCCCUGUGAUGCCCCUGGCAGAGAGUGAGCUCUUGGCAGACAUCCUGGAGGAAGCAAGGAGGCAGAUUGGGCUCAGGUUCCUCCAGGACAGAGCCUAAGCUUCCAAACUAUGGCCCAAGGAAGAAGUCCCUGACCAGCAGUUUGUCCCCCAGGUUCCUACUCUGCAGCCUGGCCCUGGAAGCUGCCUUGCUCUGGCCCUGAGUUCUGGCCCUGCCCUUAUCUAUUAUGUGAUCUAUCCCUGCCUUUCUUAGCCUCAGGAGGUUUUCUGGAAUAAAGAGUAUCCCACUCCA
Molecule: messenger RNA, 1328 nt
Organism: Phascolarctos cinereus (koala)
Lineage: Eukaryota; Metazoa; Chordata; Mammalia; Diprotodontia; Phascolarctidae
Gene: DHDH
Product: dihydrodiol dehydrogenase
Biological process (GO): D-xylose catabolic process
Molecular function (GO): nucleotide binding; D-xylose 1-dehydrogenase (NADP+) activity
Source: RefSeq, a predicted model, not a curated record